This is a messenger RNA of Eupeodes corollae, 5382 nucleotides long. RefSeq lists its product as uncharacterized. The record is from RefSeq and is a predicted model, not a curated record. Gene Ontology annotation, molecular function: protein binding. NCBI's taxonomy places the organism in Eukaryota, Metazoa, Arthropoda, Insecta, Diptera, Syrphidae. The transcript is spliced from 8 exons. The coding region runs from base 1242 to 4643 and encodes 1133 amino acids.
UCGAGACGAACGUGUUUCCUGUGUUGUGUAUUUGUUAAGGUGCAAAAAAACGCAAUCAUCGGGCUUAAAUAAUUACUAACAUUGUUAUAUGUUCUUCUUUGAUUCGUUAGUUGCUAAACUUUUCUAUUUUAUUUUUGGAUUACAAGUCUACAUAAUAUACUCACUAAAAUGCUUACAACUAGAGAAAAUAACAACGACGCACGAAGUUGUACGAACAAAAUCUGGUUCUUAAUAAUUGGAUCAAAAUAAUAAAGUAAACAUAAAACCGUGUUUUGUCUGCCUUUAAAAUCGCAUGAACAAGGUUGCCAUUCUGUGAGAAUUUGACACGUGAGUCGCGCACCACCUGUUGCAAAAAAAUAACAAAAUAAAUGUGCAUCGUACAUAUUUUUAAUACGAAUUCUUCUGCAAGGAGUUUUCUUAUCAGAUAAAUUUUUGAAAUUAGAAGUGAAAUUAAUGUGAUACUAAAUAUUUAAAUUAGGUACAAAAAAAUUGAUGUUUUGUUAAAGUUUUUCAAAUCCUAUUUAUGAAACAAUCAAGAAUAAAUUAAAUGUUUUUAUUGAGUGAUUUAAAAGUUCGUUUCGUAUUUGUCUGAAAUCUAGAUUGUUGUUGUGUUUGGAUUUGUUUAAGGGAAUUAGUGUUAUAUUUUCCUGGCUAUUGCUUCUAUAAAAUUGUUUAUUCAGUGUUUUUCGCGAACACUUUUAGAAUAUUUUUUUAUUCAAUGGAAUAAUUUUUAUUAAAAAAUUACAUAAAUUGAGGUCGUUAACUUUGCACUUCUUUUGUUGUAUCUAUUUACUACUUAAUUAAAUAAAUUUCAACUGUGUGCAGUUUAUUAUCGUGUGGCAUGAUUUUCCACAACUGAAGAGAGAAUUAAAGUAUUUUUAUUUUUGUAUUCUUUUGAAGUGUAUGACUGCAGCAAAAGAAAUCUGAACUAGAAAGAAAUAAAGAAAACAAAUAAUUUGGAAUGCGUGAAGUUUAAUUAUUCAUAAAAAGUUGAAUUAUUAUUUUUGUUUAAUACUUUAUUAAUGCACUGAGCCAUAUUCACAAAAGAAAAUACAUUCUUUUGGUUUUGGCCAGCAGAAAACACGCAUACCAAACAUUUAUAUGCAUUUCUUACUACGACUUUUUCAAGCUGCGCUGGAAUAGUAUUGGAGUUGCUUUAAAAAUUUUCCCACUUGAUUGUUUCAAUUCCGAAGGCGUCUGAGAGACGCAAAAAUUUGUACACAAUUCUUCCUACUCCAAAGAUGCGACUCUUUAAGAACCGAAAGUCUGUUGAUUCAAUUAACAUAUCAUCUACCUCAAGGCCAACUUCAUCUUCGAGUGGAAAUGGCUUAAAAUUGUCAUCGGUUGGUAUGACGAUAUCUUCAUCACUCCCAGAUUUACAUGAUUCACCCGUGAUGAUCUUGAGCUGCACAAAUCUUGGCCCUCAUCUGAAUUCCACUGCACAAUCAUACAAUAAAUCAAUACCAGUGACAUCCGCAGCACCUUCAACUUUUUCCGAAGCCGGCAAUAGUGGCGGCAAUAAAAAAUCAUCAAUGAACGAGGUGAAUGGAAAAAUCACAGCACACCUGCAGCAACAAUUGUUCAAGAAAAACAACAAUGUUCAACACCAACAACAACAACAACAACACAGUUCACUUAGUGGAUUUUAUAAGUUAACGUCUUCUUCUUCGUCAUCAUCCUCUUCUUCUCCUCACACUCGGGCAUCGGCCACGACUGGAAUUUUUGAAAAGAACAAAAGCAAGGAGAAGACAACAUCACAGCUAAUUGGACAAAAUGGUCACUUACCAGACUAUAAACUAGUAACAGCUGUGCCUGUGGUUGUUGAUGAUGAUCAUCGUCAGGAAACAAGAAACGUGUUUACUUGGGGUAAGCGAAUGGGUAGGAAGCUUGACAUUUUAAAAAAGGGGGGACAAAAAACUCAUCACGACCUCCAAAGUAUCUUUCAACCUCCAACAUCGGACGCAACAAGCGCUCCCAAAAAAUUUAGAUCCGAUUCUAUAGAAACUUUCAAAAAGCAAGAAAAAGAGCACGAAACUGAUAAAAGAUCGACAAGGGAAAAAUCUGUGGACAGCCCUCAGAGAACACCGAAUAAAAGUGCAUCACUUACGAAAGAAUCCCAAAAAACCCUGAAGUCUUUCUUUCAUAGAAUAGGUUCUACUGGAAUGCUCAACCACAAAUCACAUAAUUUAGUGAAAGCCUCAGAACCACAGCUUUACCGUAGUAGUUCCACCAGCCAACUUAGUACUUGUUCGUACGUUAAAUGCGAUGAUCCGAGUGAUAGUCUAAAUUUAGAUACUGGUAAGAAAUCUAUCCAUAAAAAUUCAACCAUUGGACCAUCAACACUCAAAUCCUCAAGUUGUGAUGACAUUGCAAAGGCAGGAAUUACAAACCUAGGAGAACAACCUCGUCGCGGAAAUUUUCCAUAUGCGUUUCUUCGCUCUCGAUUAUCAGUGCUCCCGGAGGAAAACGGAGGUUCUGUGAUGAAACAGUCGUUAAAGACAAGUUUUCAUAAUCAAGGGGCGUUAGGUCACAGCAUCAGAUGUCCAGUAAUUACAACAAAUGGAAUAGGAGACGGUGAUUCAGUUUCCCUCACUAGCACUAGUCCAAAUCACCAACAAAAGGUGAUUUAUCGGGGUGGCGUCAUUAAACGUUAUUCCUCGGAUGAUAGUGCAAUAAGUAACUGCUCACCGCAAGGUGAUGUUUCCCGAAAUAAUAGUAUUUCUUCGAAGGACUGGGAACCACUUUACCAAAGAUUAAGUAGUUGCUUGAGUUCAAACGAAUCGGGUUAUGACAGUGAUGGUGGCCGCGGUCUUGUGGAUGAUGCUUUAAUGAAACGAAAUAGUCAAGUGUCAAGUAAUUCGAUUAGAAACGGAUUAUUAGGGAACGAAAUUGAUUCAAGUGCACCAGUUUCACUUGGUGUAUAUAACUAUGAUUAUGAAACCGAAACAAUACGUCGACGUUUUCGGCAGAUCAAAUUGGAAAGACAUUACGCAAAUGAUUUCAUUGGUUUGGUUCUAUCUCCGAAGACUGUACUGUGUAGAUCAAAUGAACAGCAGAUAAGAUACGUUGUUGUGGAGAUUGACAAUAACGGUAUUGCACACAAAGAUGGCCGGCUACGAUUAGGUGAUGAAAUUGUUAACGUUAACGGCAAUCAUCUACGUGGCAUACAGUCUUUCGAUCAAGUACAAGGCUUGUUAUCUACAUUCGUAGACAACUGCAUCGAUCUUAUCAUAGCUCAUGAUGAAGUGACUUCAGUGACUGAUUUCUGUACAAAAAUUAAAAUAAAUUGCAGUGAUCCUGCUAAGCAUUCCAAUGAGCCGGAGGAUUACUAUAACAAUAGCCGAGCAAGGAAACGACUAUCUUACAGCCAUCGUACGCACAGCACAGAAAGCAUAAAUAGCUAUGAUCUAAGUAGUUUACAAAUAGCCCUUGAGGACGAUAAUAAUGCAAUGAACGCGUCUUCAAUAAAAAACAAAAUUCAAACACGAUGUCCAACUCCCCGUAACACAAUUCCAAAUGAAGCUAAAGAAAACGAACAAUUACAGCGUCCGCGAUCUGCACGAAAUUUGGAGUUAACACCACUUUAUAGUACGUCUGAAUAUAUACCUGUUUAUGCUAACCGUGUAACAACAAUAACUACCACAAUCAGCGACGACGAGAAGUGGCAAAUUCUCAGUCGAAAACGUGCUGAAGCUCUUCAACAAUCUGAACACUCUAAAUGCCUGUCUAAUCAAAACACUUAUAACCAAAAUACUAACCAAUCAAAUGUUCAUCGCCUUUAUAUUAAAGAUCCAAAGGAAACUAAAGAUCUUUUUAUACAAAAAUCUGAUGACUCGCCUAUCAAAGGCUCGGAUGAUGACACUAGUUUUACAUCCCGGUCUCACUACUCCCGAAAUUCAAUAAAUUAUUCAAAUUCAAAUUAUCGAUCACUCAGGUUUUCACACUCACGUUUAAGUUCUAGCCGGUUAAGUUUAUAUGUCCAAUCAAAAAGGUCUGAGAACAAAACUACUAAAACUUCUAUCGAUUCUCCUAAACAUCUUCUAACUGCACCCCAAGAUAAUCUAACAAAUAAUCAGACCAAGCCAAAUACAGAUGUUCUAACAACAACUAUCACCGUUAAGGGUAACAGUAACAUGCAUUGUGAUUUCAUAGCUGACCACUAUAUAAAACCUCAACAACUAAAUCAUCAAGAUUCUCAGCUUGCCCAGUUUGAUGUUUCAAUUCGAAAAGAUUUAGAAUCUCUACCGACGACGUCUUCGACUAACGUUACUACACUAGCUGUACAGGAUGUGCCAAAGGAUUCAUCUACUGAUGGGAUUCAUAAAUCGUGCAUUAAAACAAUUACCUUCUAUAAGGGCCAUGGUAUGAAAUCUCUAGGCUUUAGCAUUGUUGGUGGACGGGACUCUCCCAAGGGCAACAUGGGAAUUUUUGUCAAAACUGUAUUUCCUUGUGGCCAAGCAUCUGAUGAUGGUGAAUUGCAUGCUGGAGACGAAAUUGUCGAAAUAAACGGGAUUUCAGUCCAAGAUAUGAGCCAUAUAGAAACUAUAAGUCUGUUCAAAAACGUUCGUGAAGGUGCAAUAAAUCUGAAGAUUAUAAAGAGAAGAUUCCCGAAAAUGAAAAAUCCUGAAAUAACUGAAAAAUAGAAAUCCUAAAAUAAUAAAAGCAAAACUAAUAUCUAUUAGUUUAAUUCAAAAUAUGCAUAUUUAAUAUGAUAUGUUUUUUGAGAAUUUAAUGUACCUUGAAAAUUGAUAUUAUAUUAUUAUAUAAGUGGACACGAAAUUUGUAAAUAUUGAUUUUUAUAUAAAAUAUUAACCCCACAAGAAUUAAUACAACAUAAAUAUGUACUUUGUGAUAAAUAACAUUUUAUUUUUUGUCAGAAAUUGGUUAACUUUUACACGAUUGAUGUGCUAGAAUUACGUUAUUACGUUAUUGUUAAUAUAUUGCAAGAUUUUUGGUUAGCACAGCACUGAAAAAUAGGGGUUUAUAUCAAUCUAAAAUUGUAUUAUAAUUUUUUUUCAUAAAUUAUAACCGUUUUUCUUUUUAAUUAAUUACUGUAUAUUCUUGUCAAUGUUAUACUAAUGCUUUUGAGAAAAUUUUAUUUAUAUACAUAUAUCAAUUAAAACUGACAAAAAUCCAAUGGACUGCCUAGAAUAAGUGGAACUAUGUACGAGUUUGUGCUGGGAUACACAAGCAUCAAUUUGGAAACAUUCUGAAAUCAGGAAGGGUAGUUUUUAAAAAGAUAGUUUCUAACAAUUAUGCGUUUUCGAUUUGAAAUUUGACGUUUUUAAGCUGAAGUAUCCCAGCACUUUAAAAUAAAAUAAAUAAUUACAUAUUAUGUAUUUCAGAAUUUAAGAAAUAAAUAUGCCAAUAUUUAUAUUGUAA